AUGACUAAUGGAAGAGACCGGGUAGUUGCCCUAGUGGACAUGGACUGUUUUUUCGUUCAAGUGGAACAGCGGCAAAAUCCUCAUUUGAGGAAUAAACCUUGUGCAGUUGUACAGUACACAUCAUGGAAGGGUGGUGGAAUAGUUGCAGUAAGUUAUGAAGCUCGUGCAUUUGGGGUCACUAGAAACAUGUGGGCAGAUGAUGCUAAGAAGUUAUGUCCAGAUCUUCUACUGGUACAAGUUCGUGAGCUCCAUGGAAAAGCUAACCUUGCCAAGUACCGGGAAGCCAGUAUGGAAGUGAUGGAGGUAAUGUCUCGUUUUGCUGUAAUGGAACGUGGCAGCAUUGAUGAGGCUUAUCUAGACCUGACCAGUGCUGUGCAAGAGAGACUACAAAAGCUCCAAAAUCAGCCUAUCUCAGCAGACUUGUUGCCAACCACCUGCAUUGAAGGGUUUCCCCAGGGGCCUACACCAGCAGAAGGGACUGUUGAGAAAGAGGAAAGGCGAAAACAAGGCUUAUUGCAGUGGCUUGAUUCUCUUCAGACUGAAAGCACCAGCUCCCCAGACCUACAGCUCACUAUGGGAGCAGUGAUUGUGGAAGAAAUGCGAGCAGCCAUUGAGAGGCAGACCAGUUUGCAGUGUUCUGCUGGGAUUUCACACAAUAAGGUUCUGGCAAAAUUGGCCUGUGGAUUAAACAAGCCCAACCGGCAGACCCUGAUCUCUCAUGGGUCAGUCCCACAACUCUUCAACCAAAUGCCUAUUGGCAAAAUCCGUAAGCUUGGAGGAAAACUAGGGGCCUCUGUCAUUGAAAUCCUGGGGAUAGAAUACAUGGGAGAGCUGACCCAGUUCUCUGAAUCCCAGCUCCAGAGUCAUUUUGGGGAGAGGAAUGGAUCUUGGCUAUAUGCCAUGUGCCGGGGGAUUGAACAUGAUCCAGUUAAACCCAGGCCAAUAACCAAAACCAUUGGCUGCGGCAAGAACUUCCCAGGAAAAACAGCUCUGUCUACUCGGGAUCAGGUACAAUGGUGGCUUUUGCAAUUAGCCCAGGAACUAGAGGAGAGACUAACCAAGGACCGAAAUGCUAACUACAGGGUGGCCACUCAGCUGGUCGUGAGCAUGCGCAUACAAGGAGACAGGCGUCUCAGCAGCUUGCGACGCUGCUGUGCCCUCACCCACUAUGAUGCUCACAAGAUGAGCCAUGAUGCAUUUGCUACCAUCAGGAACUGUAACACUUCAGGAACCCAGACUGAAUGGUCCCCUCCCCUUAUAAUGCUUUUCCUCUGUGCUGCCAAAUUCUGUUCCUCUACCCCUUCACCUGGUCCAGACAUCACCAUCUUCUUGAGCAGUGACCCAAGUUCUCUGCCAAAAGUGCCAAUCACCAGUUCAGAAGCCAAGACCCAGGGAAGUGGCCCAGCGGUGACAACGCCCAAGAAAGCAACCACUUCUCUGGAAUCAUUCUUCCAGAAAGCUGCAGAAAAGCAGAAAGUCAAAGAAGCUUCACUUUCUUCUCCUACUGCCACUAUACAGGCCCCCAUGAGCAAUUCACCAUCCAAGCCCUCAUUACCUUUUCAAAGCGGUCAUACUACAGGAACCGAGCUCUUCUUUAACCAGAAAAGUCUGCUUCUAAAGCAGAAGCAACUCUCUAAUCCUUCAGUUUUCUUCCCUCCACAGAAGCCACAUUCUAGUCCUAAAGAGUUACCAAACUAUUUUCCAACAGAGAAUCCAGAUUGUGCCCCUAACUGUGAAAAGAUGUUGAAGCUAGGAUCCCCCAAGACAACUCCCACAGAGAUGGAUUUGGCCCAGAACAGCCUCAGUAGCCAUGCUUCUUUAACUUCUACAUCUGCUCUGGAGGUGGCUCAGAAGGCAACUAUGACCUCCAGUCUUCUGGCUGCUGAGGACCAAGUGCCCUGCGAGAAGUGUGGUUCUCUGGUACCUGUGUGGGACAUGCCAGAACACUCGGACUAUCACUUUGCAUUGGAGUUACAGAACUCCUUUUUGCAGCCCCACUCCUCAAACCCGCAGGUUGUUCCUGCCAGUUCUCCUCAAAGCAAAAGAAAUCCCAAAAGCCCUCUGGCCUCCAAUAAUAAACGGUCCAGGCCUGAGGGCAUGCAGACCCUGGAAUCAUUUUUUAAGCCAUUAACACACUAG
Rangifer tarandus platyrhynchus (Svalbard reindeer) is the source of this 2139-nucleotide messenger RNA. NCBI's taxonomy places the organism in Eukaryota, Metazoa, Chordata, Mammalia, Artiodactyla, Cervidae. The record is from the annotation of a GenBank genome assembly.